Gigantopelta aegis is the source of this 798-nucleotide messenger RNA. RefSeq names its product glycine-rich cell wall structural protein 1-like. Lineage: Eukaryota; Metazoa; Mollusca; Gastropoda; Neomphalida; Peltospiridae. The transcript has 3 exons. The coding region runs from base 1 to 798 and encodes 265 amino acids. The record is from RefSeq and is a predicted model, not a curated record.
AUGAACACUGCCCUGUCCACCGUUCUGUUCGCACUUGUGUGCUGCACUGCUCUCGCCUGGUACCCCACCUACAACUACGGACAUGGUGCUGGUUACCAUGGAGUCGCUGGUCUCCACGGAAUCGGUGGUCUCCAUGGAGCCGCUGGUCUCCACGGACUCGCUGGCUAUGGUGGCCCCGUUUACGGACAUGCCGGUUAUGGUUACGGAUACCCAGGUUAUGGUUACGGAUACGGACACGGAUACGGUUACGGACACGGACACGGACUCGGAGCUGGACUUGGUUUCGCUGGACACGGACACGGGCUCGGAGCUGGACUUGGUUUCGCUGGACACGGACACGGACUUGGACUAGGCGUCCGUGGACUUGGUCUCGCUGGACACGGACACGGGCUAGGAGCUGGACUUGGUUUCGCUGGACACGGACACGGACUUGGAGCUGGACUUGGUCUCGCUGGACACGGACACGGAGCUGGACUUGGUUUCGCUGGACACGGACUUGGACUAGGCGUCCGUGGACUUGGUCUCGCUGGACACGGGCUCGGAGCUGGACUUGGUUUCGCUGGACACGGACACGGACUUGGACUAGGCGUCCGUGGACUUGGUUUCGCUGGACACGGACACGGACUUGGACUAGGCGUCCGUGGACUUGGUUUCGCUGGACACGGACACGGACACGGACACGGACUCGGAUUCGGAGCACGUGGACUUGGACUAGGCAUCCGUGGACUUGGAUUUGGAGGACGUGGAUUUGGAUUCGGAGGACGAGGUCUGGGAUACGGACACGCUCUGUACCACUGA